Molecule: messenger RNA, 1311 nt
Organism: Penicillium vulpinum
Lineage: Eukaryota; Fungi; Ascomycota; Eurotiomycetes; Eurotiales; Aspergillaceae
Product: ankyrin repeat domain-containing protein
Exons: 1
Coding region: 1-1311 (436 amino acids)
Molecular function (GO): protein binding
Source: RefSeq, a predicted model, not a curated record
AUGAUAAACCUGCCAUCAAAAGACGAGGGCGAUAUUUUUGCUCUCAAUUUGGCGGCUGGGGCAGGAGACGCAAAGAGAGUUCGAAAAAUCCUACAAAAGCACCCUAGCACUGGAUCUUCUAGAGAUCGGUUAGGAAGAACUGCAGUCCAUUGUGCAGUGGAAAAUGCGAAAACAUCUGUUGUGAAACAGCUUGUUGAGCAAUUCCAUAUUGAUGUCAAUCUCAGUGAUAAUUUUGGCCGAACGCCAUUACAUUGGGCCUCAGAGAAAGGCCACCAGGACAUUAUGCUGUUGUUAAUCAAUAAUGGUGCCGAUGUUGAUGCUCAAGAUUCUUCGAGUCAAACGCCCUUGUCUCGAGCAGCAUGGCGAGGACGGCAGGAAUGUGUGUCGCUGCUGUUAAGCCAGAAAGCCAGGUCUGAUAUUCCAGACCAGAAUAGACAAGCACCUCUUCACCUAGCGGCUAAGGGUGGCCAUAGAGAUACGGCAAGAACUAUGCUGAAGCAUUUGGUUAUGACCAACACCAUUGGGAAUCACAUUUUCCGCACCUUGGAGCAAGUCAAAGGAUGGAAAAACGACUUUGCUGAUAUCGGCCGUGACAUUGACCUGUUGGUCUGGGCAGCUCUAAACGGAAUUGAGAGUAUGGCCAAUCGCCUCCUUGAAAAUCGUGUAAAUCCCGAACUAUAUUCAUCAGUCUGUGGGAUGACUGCAGUUCAGGCCGCAGCCGGGGCCGGUCAUACUGAGAUAGUGGAACUACUUUUUAGCAAAGGAGCUGAUAUCAACGCUCCACCUGCCGAUAAUCAUGGCUGUACAGCUCUCCAGGCCGCAGCCGAGGCUGGCUAUACUGAGAUAGUGGAACUACUUCUUAGCAAAGGAGCUGAUAUCAACGCUCCACCUGCCGAUUAUCAUGGCCGUACAGCUCUCCAGGCCGCAGCCGGGGCUGGUCAUACUGAGAUAGUAAAACUACUUCUUAGCAAAGGAGCUAAUAUCAAUACUCUCCCUACCGAUAAUAAUGGCCGUACAGCUCUCCAGGCCGCAGCCGGGGCUGGUCAUACUGAGAUAGUAAAACUACUUCUUAGCAAAGGAGCUAGUAUUAACGCUCCACCUGCCUAUCAUUAUGGCCGUACAGCUCUCCAAGCCGCAGCCGAGGCUGGUUAUACUGAGAUAGUAAAACUACUUCUUAGCAAAGGAGCUAAUAUCGAUGCUCUCCCUGCCGAUGAUGAUGGCUGUUCAGCUAUCCAGGCCGCAGGAAGAGCCGGUCAUAUUGAUAUUGUGAAGCUGCUUAUUGCACCAAAUGCACAACUCUCCACGCAGUAG